This is a messenger RNA of Mesocestoides corti, 369 nucleotides long. The record is from the annotation of a GenBank genome assembly. Lineage: Eukaryota; Metazoa; Platyhelminthes; Cestoda; Cyclophyllidea; Mesocestoididae.
AUGACGGUUGCCAGUUCCCGCGGUCGGUUGAUUGCUGUUAUUGGUGAUGAAGAUACGUGUACCGGUUUUUUGCUAGGUGGAAUCGGGGAACUUGAUAGAAACCGUCGCCCUAACUUUUUAGCUGUAGACAAGGACACACCUCUGAGUGAAAUCGAAAACGCUUUUACUUCGUUUCUGUCUCGUGAAGAUAUUGCGAUUAUUCUGAUCGUCCAGAAUGUGGCAGAAAUGAUCAGGCAUCUUAUCGAUGCAUAUACGGAACCAAUUCCAGCCGUCCUUGAAAUUCCAAGCAAGGAUAAGCCUUAUGACGCUAGCAAGGACUCAGUUCUGAAACGGGCGAAAGGAAUGUUUUCGACAGAGGACUUUCGCUAG